UGGAUAUACAAUAUUUGUAUGAAUAUAUGUAGGAGGAAUUUUAUGAGUUAGUUGAGGUAAACCUUCCACAAUCACAAAUUUAGGUAUUUCUAUCUGUUUACAUUGUUUAUCCUAACAAAAAUUCAGCCAUUUCUUACCUUCUAACUUUCUAUCUCCCAAACUUCACAUUUCUAAAGUGGCAUAUUUGGAUCGACCUGCCUCAUUAAAAUAAAGAUUUAAUAUAUGGAAAUAUUUUAACCAAAACUUAAAAUAAUCAAUUCACCAGUCAACAGAUGCUUACAACUCCACUCAAAAACAGAAUAUAUUAAAAGGAAUUCACAACUUCAAUUGAUAAAUUUUUUUAUUUAUUUUAUUAAUAAUCCGAUCAUCAUUAUUUUUUUCUAAACUAUCAUCAUCUUAAAACUAUAAAACAAUCUCUAUCCCUUAAUCCAUCAAUUAAAUUAAACCUAAUUCUUCAUACAUCAUUAUUUUCUACUAAUUCUUCUUAUAAUUUCUCACAUUCAUAUCUAAGAAUUUUUACAUCAUUUCUUCUCUCAAAUACAAUACUAAAAAUUGCGAACCAAAGAAAUAUCAUAUAUAAUAUAUAUAUAACUAUAUCCUCACUCAAACAACCAUAAAAAAUUGAAAAUCAAACCAUUUAAUACAAUAAUAUUUCUUUUUAUAUAAUUUUUCAUAUUUAUAUAUUUUGA
Molecule: messenger RNA, 689 nt
Organism: Paramecium primaurelia
Lineage: Eukaryota; Ciliophora; Oligohymenophorea; Peniculida; Parameciidae
Source: the annotation of a GenBank genome assembly